This is a messenger RNA of Priceomyces carsonii, 456 nucleotides long. Its product is annotated as resistance to Congo red protein. The record is from RefSeq and is a predicted model, not a curated record. The transcript has a single exon. Bases 1 to 456 code for a protein of 151 amino acids. NCBI's taxonomy places the organism in Eukaryota, Fungi, Ascomycota, Pichiomycetes, Serinales, Debaryomycetaceae.
AUGUUUGUAAAAGAUCUAGCUGCCGGUCAUGAAAUAUCUAAAAGAUUCUACUAUUAUGGCAGAAAUAAUUGGUAUGGAUCGAGGUGGCUUCUUUUCUUAUUGUUUCUUGUCCCAAUUGCGUUUUUCCUAGUACUAUUUCUUGUUAGAAGAAGGAAAAGAAAGGGCCGUAUAGUCUAUCCUUCUAAUAAUCAAUAUUAUAAUACGCAACAGACUGGUGGUCCUUAUGGGCCGCCACCACCGCAACAAAAUGGACCUGUUGGCUAUGACCAGCAACCUAACUACGGAGCACCGAAUGCAUAUGAACAGCAGCAGAACUAUGGAGUGCCGAAUACAUAUGAACAGCAGCAGAACUACGGACCAUCUCCAGGAUAUGAAAAUAGUGGACAACAAAACGGGGCUAAUAUAGAUAACUUUCAACCGCCUCAAGGUCCACCUCCUUCACAUCAAAAGGUCUGA